AUGUUUACAAAUAACACAAUAAUCAUUGCAACAGUCCUCAUAGGAUUCUCACCCGGAAGAGCAAACUCUCAGGAUGAAAACAAGUUCGAUAUAUUAAGGAUGACAUCUCUAUGCUGUAAAAACGUUAAGGAUCUAAAGGAUUUAAUCAAAGCAACACACGAGAGGAUUGAGAGGAGCAAGGUGUUGACUAAGGUUAAUGAACCCCUGAAAGACCUUUUGAAGUCAGUCAAAGACGUUGAAACCAAAAGGGAGAGCACGAAGCGUUUGGUAAAGGAAGAUAGGGAAAUUGUGGCAAUCGGCAAAAGUACAACCUUCAAGGUCUUAGAGGAGUUCCUAUCAAACUACGAGAUGCAAUUCCAUGAAUUCUUCACAGCUUUUAGUCUUUCUGGGAUUUUUAUUCCCCUCUACAAGCUCGAUGAGCACAUCUGUCUCAGAUUUUUACAUCGAUCUUUUUGGAUUCCUAGUUUUCCACUGAUCAUGUCGGUUUUCCUAAAACUUUAA
Molecule: messenger RNA, 501 nt
Organism: Theileria orientalis strain Shintoku
Lineage: Eukaryota; Apicomplexa; Aconoidasida; Piroplasmida; Theileriidae
Exons: 4
Coding region: 1-501 (166 amino acids)
Source: RefSeq, a predicted model, not a curated record